CAUGUCAUUGACUGCCGAGUGGCGGAAGAGGUGGGGACACACAGACAUGUAGCUAAAAGGUCAUUGAAAGCCAUGUGUGGAUGCUAGACAUCUUGUUAGUCACACUGGAUCAUAGCAUCAGCAAAAUGCCUCAAAUGAUGAAUGUGAUGUCUGCACACUGCAGACAUAAUCACAAAAAACAUGCACCCAACAUUUACCAUCAAUCUCACAAUAUGAGACGGGAUGUCUCGUAAGUUGUUCAUCUUGAUCAAUGCUAACACCCAAUCUUUUUGUUAUUACGAGGUGUUGAUUAAUUUCAUAUAAGGGUGCAUAUAUGUUACUGCUGUGGCACAGAAGCCUUGAAUUUAAAGGGAGUUCAGUUAAUCCGUUGUAACUUAUAUAUUUGAGUUUUUAACUGACUUUGUUUUACAGAGCACAUUUGGAACACAAUUAUGACAACUGACUGACAUGGUUCCUAAAAAUCAAAUCUGUGUUUUGGCAGCAGCAUAUGGUCUCACCAUGUUAAAGAUGUUAUUAUGUUAACAUUUCAAUAUAAAAACAGUAGAUGACAAUUUGAACAUGAACAGAUUUGUCUUAUAAAAUCUAGUCAUAUUUAAGGCUGUAUUUUAUACAACAUGACUCCAAAUAGAAAUUAAACAGAGAAGUUUGAGAAAUUAGAAUUUAAAUACCCAGAAGUGAGCAAGCUGUGCGUACUUCUGUAAAUGUUUAACAUCCCAGCUUUCUUGAGUCUAAUUCCUCUUGACAGAGAGCUCAUGUGCUGCUGUUUAGGAGACCGACAUAAUUUGCUUCUUCAGUUUUGAUUGGUCACUCUUUGUCAGUGGAGAAGUAACUGACCUAACAUCAGAAUUUUAUUUGGGUAAAUAGGGCAAGUCCUAAGAGUCUCAGUGAGUUGGGGUGUUUUCCUUUGUGACAGUGCCACUGUGUCAUUCAAGCUCAUAAAAUACAAUUAUUUUAAAGUCUUGCAACAGACCCUCUCCCUAAAGGAAAAUUUCUUUUUGUCAUAGUUUUGGCAAACAUAGCUAUAGGUUGGCAUGCAAUUGCACUAAUCCAUGUCAGUGUUUAGAUUGUGGAUGUGAGCACUCAGCUGGAAAUGGCUUUACAACAGAAUCCAAUAGGGUCAAAGAGAUACUCCCCUUACACCUUGUCUUUGAACAGCAGAAAACUUCCUGUGCUUCAUUUAAGGCAGCUGGAGGACUUUUCUUUUUUGACUUCCUGACAGUUGACAGUUCCUCUAGCCAGGUCACAUCCCAACCCGCUGUUGCCAAAACAGAGUUGUGUGCCUAGGCAAGUUUAACUCUGAAUUAGUUCUCCAGUAGAAGAAGAAAGAACAGAGUUGAUGUUCAUGAUGUUAAUAACUACUUGGGAUAGGUUGGAUUGAAAUAUUUCACAGUGUGUGCGAGGCUGGUAUUUUUUGGUCUCACUGGACCCUGUUGCAAAGCUGUUUCUUGCAGAGCGCUCUAUGUUUACAACAGUGAGGAUGUGAUCGGUGUCAUGUUUACCCGGUUAUAUUGGCUGAAGUUAUGACAAUAAGUUCUAAAAGUGUUUUCGAAACGGGGGCGGUACCACCCCCCAGGGGGAGUUCAGAGAACAUUGAGGGGCACUGGAAGCAAUAUUUUUGAAAGAGGGUCGAUAUGUGUGUAUCAUCUCAAAAAAUUUCACCAACAUGCUAUGUACGGUGUCAGCGCCGGAAAAUGGAUGCUAUCUUCGUUUGUAUUCCCCGUGGAGGAAAUUUAACAAGCUUUCUUCCUCUUCAAGCAUUCAUUUCUCCCGAGGAUACACAGUGAACACUGUGUUAUUGCCAUUGUUACAAAUUUUCAAAGAGGGAUAUUCCACUGUUGACUUCAUGUGUAAUCAACUUAGCUUCUAUCAUUCAGACACACAAUAUAACACUAUUCUAAAACCAGACACCUGCCACCUGACAAGCUGAGUCACAGCUCCACCGUCAUGCGCCUUAAUUCCAGCAAAGACGUGGGAGGUUACGUUGCAACGUUCUUAAAAAGUUGACAGGGCUCAAAGAAAGCCAUAUUUAAAGCCACCAAGAGUGGCAAGAACAGGGUCGGGAACCAGGAAGGACACUCAUGCUAUCUAUGUGUACAAGGUGCUGAAGUAGGUCCAACCUGACACCGGCAUCUCUUCCAAGGCCGUGGGCAUCAUGAAGUCCUUUGAGAGUGAUAUAUUGCAGUCUGUUGCCAGUGAGUCCUCUAGUCUGGCUCACUACAACCAGCGCUCCAACCCCACCUCCAGGGAGAUCCAGACCACUGUCUGCCUGCUGCUGCCCAGAGAGCCAACCAAGACCAGUGUCUGAGGGAACAAAGGCCGUAACCAUGUGCACCAGCUCCAAGAAAGCAAGUGAGGACAAAACUAUCCCAAGCAUUUAACCACUGGCUUAAUGUUCCAGAGGACAAACUGCAGGUGAUCAUCGAGGUGACUGAGAUGCUACACAACGCCAGCUUGCUCAUUGAUGACAUUGAGGACAGCUCCAAGCUGCGGCGGGGCUUCCCCGUGGCCCACAGCAUCUAUGGCAUUCCCUCCGUCAUUAACUCGGCCAACUACGUCUACUUCUUGGGGUUGGAGAAGGUGCUGACUCUGGAGCACCCCGAGGCUGUCCGAGUGUUUACCCGACAGCUGCUGGAGUUGCACCGCGGCCAGGGCUUGGACAUUCAUUGGAGGGACACCUACACCUGUCCCACUGAGCAGGAGUACCGCAACAUGGUGCUGCAGAAAACCGGAGGUCUCUUUGGCCUGGCUGUCGGUCUAAUGCAGCUCUUCUCAGACUGGAAACAGGACCUGAAACCCCUCCUGGACACACUAGGCCUCUUCUUCCAGAUCCGCGACGACUACGCCAACCUGAGCUCUCGCGAGUACAGCGAGAACAAGAGCUUCUGCGAGGACCUGACCGAGGGCAAGUUCUCUUUCCCCACCAUUCAUGCCAUUUGGUCGCGUCCGGAGAGCACCCAGGUGCAGAACAUCCUGAGACAGCGCACAGAGAACAUGGACAUCAAGCGAUACUGCGUGGACUACCUGGAGAAGGUCGGCUCGUUUGCCUACACCCGUCAGACUCUGCGGGACCUGGAGGUGGAGGCCUACCGCCUCAUCAGGGAAUUUGGGGGAAACCCUCAACUGGAGAGCCUUGUCAAACACCUCAGCCAAAUGCAUCAUGAGGCCGAAGCCACAGCAGAGUCCAGCGCUGAGCCACACUCAAGCCACAACCACUGACCUCAUCCACCUGUGACUAGCCCCUGCACACUCUGCUAACACAGAAGCUCUGCUAACGCACUGACGCAGACAUUUUCUGCUCAACACACAUACCCGUAUGUUACAUUCACAAACUACUCUGAGUCACAAUGAAUCAUUAAACUUGAACAUUCGAAUUCUGGUAGACAGCCACGGCCGUGUUCAGCGGCGACGAGACCGCAAAGCCGCCCCAAACCGUUGCCUCUCUCUUGUGUGCUGGAUGGCAUCCUUCAAGUGUUGCUUAACAAAGAAUGCAUCAGCAAUUUUUGUAUCCAAGUGUAGCUGUGCUGUCAGUGGAAGAAAUCAGUUAAACUAGAAACUAACUUUUUAUGGUUUAAGGCUUUUCUGAAUGGGGAAAAAAUAACAAGAUGGCAGCAGAUCUUAACAGCCUUCCUUUUGACGUGCACUACAGUGCAUAUACAUGUAUUUUUUAUGUUUUGUCACCAAAUGAAAAUUGAGUGAAUGCUGGGCGUUGUUUUUUUCUGAUGUCCCUGUCUCGAUUGUAUGUCGUGUGAUUUGGAGGAUCUUUAAUCAUUAAGCCGCCAGAGUGCCAAUCCUGUAGAAAAGAUCUCUGCAAUUCAAUUGUCUACUUGUUAUGUAACAUGCUGGCAUUAUAUGCAAAGUAGCGCUCUCGCUGUUCAUACUCGGCUGUAUACGAAUACUUUGUUGAUGCUUUGGCUUAUCGGCAGACUGUUUCCAGCUGGUUCAGAUUCAACACAGCUCUUCACACCUCUCAUAUUUUUUUAGGGUGAUCACCUUCGAAAUUUGUUAGUAGACACUGCUGCAGUUGACAACUCAUCUAUUGAAUAAAAAACUUUUGAAGAUGA
Messenger RNA from Chelmon rostratus (copperband butterflyfish), 4061 nucleotides. It is a transcript of the gene ggps1, whose product is annotated as geranylgeranyl diphosphate synthase 1. Gene Ontology annotation, biological process: isoprenoid biosynthetic process. The transcript has 3 exons. The coding region runs from base 2434 to 3216 and encodes 260 amino acids. Gene Ontology annotation, molecular function: prenyltransferase activity. The record is from RefSeq and is a predicted model, not a curated record. Lineage: Eukaryota; Metazoa; Chordata; Actinopteri; Chaetodontiformes; Chaetodontidae.